This is a messenger RNA of Gilbertella persicaria, 1527 nucleotides long. Its product is annotated as dihydrolipoyl dehydrogenase. NCBI's taxonomy places the organism in Eukaryota, Fungi, Mucoromycota, Mucoromycetes, Mucorales, Choanephoraceae. Gene Ontology annotation, molecular function: flavin adenine dinucleotide binding; dihydrolipoyl dehydrogenase (NADH) activity. The transcript has 6 exons. The coding region runs from base 1 to 1527 and encodes 508 amino acids. The record is from RefSeq and is a predicted model, not a curated record. Gene Ontology annotation, cellular component: mitochondrion; oxoglutarate dehydrogenase complex.
AUGUUUAGACUUGUUGCCUCAAAGGCCCCUUUGGCCAACAUUGCUGCUCGUAACGCUGCUUUCAAGUCUGUUCGUACUCCUGUUGCUACUCAAUUCUAUCGUUUCUAUAGCACCCCUGCUGAGACCGAAUACGAUGUUGUCGUUAUCGGUGGUGGCCCUGGUGGUUACCCUGCUGCUAUCAAGGCUGCUCAACAAGGCCUCAAGGUUGCCUGUAUUGAAAAGCGCGGUUCCCUCGGUGGUACCUGCUUGAACGUUGGUUGUAUUCCUUCCAAAGCCAUGUUGAACAACUCUCACAUUUAUCACGAAACCAAGCAUAACUUGAAGAGCCGUGGUGUUGAAGUUUCCGAUGUUAAGCUCAACUUGGACAACAUGCACAAAGCCCGUGUUAAGGCUAUCACUGGUUUGACUAAGGGUGUUGAAUUCCUUUUCAAAAAGUACGGUGUAGACUACCUCAAGGGUACUGGUUCCUUCAAGUCUGCUACUGAAAUUGCUGUUGCUGGUUUGGACGGCAAGGAAUCUAGCAUUGCAGCCAAGAAUGUUAUCAUUGCCACUGGCUCUGAAGUCACUCCUAUUCCCGGUAUUGAAAUCGAUGAAAAGAAGAUCGUCUCUUCUACUGGUGCUUUAGAAUUGCAAAAGGUCCCCAAGAAGAUGGUUGUCAUUGGUGCUGGUGUCAUUGGUCUCGAAUUGGGUUCUGUUUGGUCUCGUCUCGGUGCUGAAGUCACUGUGGUUGAAUAUUUGGAUGCUAUUGGUGCUGGCAUGGAUCCCGAAUUGGCCAAGAGCUUCCAUAAGACUUUGACCAAGCAAGGUCUCAAGUUCAAGAUGAGCACCAAGGUCAACGGUGCCAAGGUUGAUGGCGAUAUUGUCAAGGUUGAUGUUGAAGCUGCUAAGGGCGGUAAGGCUGAAACUCUUGAAGCUGAUGCUGUUCUCGUCUCCAUUGGUCGUCGUCCUUAUACUACUGGUCUCGGCCUUGAAAAUGUUGGUGUUGAACUCGAUAACCGUGGCCGUGUUGUUGUUGAUUCUGAAUUCAAGACCAAUGUCUCCAACAUCCGUUGUAUCGGUGAUGCUACCUUUGGUCCCAUGUUAGCCCACAAGGCUGAAGAUGAAGGCUUUGCUGUCUCUGAAAUGAUCGCUACUGGUCACGGUCACGUCAACUACGAUGCCAUUCCUUCUGUCAUUUACACUCACCCCGAAGUUGCUUGGGUUGGUAAGAACGAAUCUCAAUUGAAGGAAGAAGGUAUCAAGUAUAAGACUGGUUCCUUCCCCUUCGUUGCUAACUCUCGUGCUCGUACCAAUGAUGAUACUGAUGGUCUUGUCAAGGUGAUUGCUGAUGCCGAAACUGACCGUAUUUUGGGUGUUCACAUCAUUGGUCCUAACGCUGGAGAAAUGAUUGCUGAAGGUGUCUUGGCUAUGGAGUACGGUGCUUCUGCUGAAGAUGUUGGUCGUACUUGUCACGCUCAUCCUACUCUUUCUGAAGCCCUUCGUGAAGCUUGUUUGAUUGCUUCUUUUGGUCAAGCCAUCAACUUCUAA